CGCUGUAUAAAGCUGAUCUCAUCACUGCUGUGUGUCAGUCUGCUGUCGACGCCCGUGGCCAUCAUGUGGUUCCUCCUGCUGCUCCUGCACGGCGCUCACACCCAGCCGCUGAACUCCAAAGUUGCUGUCAAGGUGAUCCUGUCGGACGAAGACGGCGCCUGCCGAGGCCACGUGGAAGCCUACUACAACCAGACGUGGGGCCAUGUGGGGGACACAGGCUGGGCCCGCAGCACCGAGGAGGUGGUGUGCAGGAGCACCUUCUGCGGGGAGCCUGUGGAGAACGCCACGGCGGACGUCCCCAUGCGCAGGGACAAGGUCUGGCUCAACCAGCUGAGCUGCACGGGUCAGGAGAGAGACCUGAUGGAUUGUCCCGUUCUGGGUCCCGGUCUGGGGCUCAGCUACUACCCAAAGCCCACCGUGAAGAAGAUUCAGUGUUCCAAUGAGAUCAAGAUCGACCUGAAAGGAUCCAGAUGUUCAGGGGCCGUCCGCUACUCCAUCAACGGGAGGGCUGGGUACAUUUGCUCUGAGAACUGGGGGCAGCGUGAGGCCGAGCUGCUGUGUCAGCGCCAGGGAUGUGGUGAAGUGGCAGAGCUUCCUCGUACGGAGAGGUUUCACCCAGAUGACUUCAGGGAGUUUCCAAAGAUGGAGCUCGACUGUUCCACCAUCGACAACGUGACUCACCUGUGGCAGUGUGUGGUCGGACCUCGAGACUGCCGAACCCCUGCCGCUGUCACGUGCAAAGGCCACAAGAGGCUGCAGAUCAGAGGGAGUCCGUCCAACGUGUGCUCUGGACGGCUGGAGAGACGAAAAGACAACAACAAGUGGAUCGCAGUCGCUCACAACCGCACCGAUGCCAGUGCGAUGUGCCGGCAGGUGCACUGCGGGGAGUCUGGUACAAUCGGCCCAGACAACCAGCUGACAUGUUCAGACAACGUCAGUAUAGUUCUGAUGGACCGUGGCAAGGAAACAAAAUGCUACGGUACGGUUAGCGUCAAGGUGAAUGGGAAAAGUGGUCAGCCUGUGUGCGCCACCACCUGGACAUUGGUGGAGGAUGGGCUGGUGUGCAGCGAGCUGGGCUGUGGAAAGAUGGUUCAGAGUACUAAACGACCCAUAUCUCAGCCAGGGAGUAUGGAUUAUGUGGAGUGCAAAGAUGAUGAGUCCUCACUGUACCACUGUCACGCUCGUCGUGGCCGAAUGCAGUCGUGUAUGACUGCUCCUUUCCUCACCUGUUCAGGCAGUGUGGAUGUGAAACUGGUGGAUGGUCCUGAAAGAUGUGCCGGCAGACUGGAGAUCAAACACGAAGGCCAGUUUAGAAGAGUCUCCAAGCUUGGGUGGGACUCAAAAUACUCCAAUAUGGUUUGCCAAAAUUUGACUUGUGGGAAUGCUCGAACCUCAGGAGAAUUUGAAAGAUUCAGUCUAGGCACUGGAGAUGUAGUGACUGUACAAUGCGAUCAAGGAGCACAGAACAUAUCUGAGUGCGUGACAAGGAGCCAAGGCAGACCAGUCGUGGGCACUGAAGUAGUGGAAAUAACCUGUGAAGGCCACAAGGUGGUCUUUCUGCAUGGAGCACAACCCUGUUCUGGCGAGGUCAUGAUCGAGGACGUCAACAAAAUCUAUCAUCUCUCUGGUUCCACGCUGUGGAACCAACAGUCUGCAGACGCAGUGUGUCGACAGAUGAACUGUGGGACUGCCAAAAACUUUACCUCCACACCAAGAGGCAAUGGGACUGAAGAUGUUUGGAAAACUGCUUACGACUGCUCAUCCACCAAUAGCAGCCUGUUUGAAUGCGGCGAAGCAACACUGCAGUCCGACGACCUCAAAGCCGUUGCCGUCGUCAUGUGUUCAGAGACUCGGAACGUGAUGCUGACCCGCGGCUGUUGGGGAAGGGUCGACGUCCUUUCUGAAGGGACACGUGGCGGCGUGUGCGCAGAAUCGUGGACAUCCAAGAAGUCUUCCAGCCUGUGUGAGAGUCUUGGCUGCGGCACAGCCGUCACAGCCAUUGGAAAACCAGAGAACGGCAAUGUUAAGUUCAAGAGUCUGCAAAGUACGAGACACCUUACCAACCUGAACCACAGCAAGGCCAUCAGGAGCGAUGACGAUACGUUCUGUGCCCUAAACCCAGCCUACGUUGUUUGUUCAGAAAGUCUGAAUGUGAGAUUUGAAAAGAGCAGAGAGAAGUGCUCGGGGAAUGUGGUGGUGGACUACGAGGAGAUGUCGCUCCCAGUGUGCUUGGACGCUCUUGGUGACGUGAAAACCCAGAACAUCAUCUGUCGGGAACUGAACUGCGGCAGCGCUCUCAGAACUCUCCCUUACUUUGGACGGAUGCUGGACAGUCCUGUAGCCGUGUCGAAGGUAGAAUGUAAGAAUCCCAACGGCUCCUUCUCGUCAUGUUCUGUCACCCAUGAGAAGACCAGCUGCAAAUAUGGCGGCCUCCAAUGUUCCGACUGGAAGAUGAUGAGCCAAAAAGAAGCCUGCAGUGGAGAGGUCUACGUUCUCUCCGAGGGAACGCAACACCUCGUUUCCUCCGACGGCUGGACCAACACGGAGGGACAAAGAUUCUGCGAGGACAUGAAGUGUGGAAGGCUCAUGUCAAUAAAGGAAAGUGACCCAAACAAUGAGUUCAAACCCUUCUGGACCAGAAGCUUCAGUUGUGGUGGUAAAAAUGUCAGUAAUAUCUGGGACUGCGAGACCGACACCCCGCCAUCACAGACGAAAAAACUUCUCCUCGAAUGUGAAGGUAAAUACGAGGUCACCCUUUCCCAGAACUGUCACGGAGAAUUGAGGAUCGGUAACAAACCAGUCUGCAGUCACAACUGGAACCAGAACUAUUCUCACAUGCUUUGCCAAGAGCUCAAAUGUGGCAAUGCCAUAACUGGGCCCAUGCAAGGAAAUUUGCUGGGUCCUGCGAAGGCGUACGACGUCCACUGCGACAAGCGCCACUAUGAACUGGGCCAGUGCCGGAGAGAGGAAACAAGCUGCACCAAAACGAUCGCGGUGUCUGUUUAUUGCAUGAGCACUAUUGAGUUCAACACCACGCAGCACUGUGGCGGUGUCCUCCAGGUCAAAUUUCAAAAUGAAUGGAAAAGGACGUGCAUAACAGAGGCACUCUUCCCCAACGAAAAGAAGGAAAAACUGUGCAACAAAAUGAAAUGCGGUGGCUACGAUGACACAAAGAAGCAAACACGCAGGGGAACCAAGAGGGAGAACCUGGAGAUCACCCUGCAGUGCAGUGACGGAACCUUCGAUGUCAACUACUGUGUUAAAAGACAGCCUUGCCCAAACUCCUUCCCAGCUGAGAUUUACUGUAAAGAUUAUAUCGAACCAACUGAGCCUCCACCGGAGCCUGUUUCUGUGGGAACAGUCGUUGGACUGGUGUUUCUGGUGAUUCUGCUGGGUGUGAUUCUUGCUUUGUUGGGAUUCUGCCUGAUCAGGAGAGCCAGGAAGUCCGGCAUCUUGUUGAGAAAGAUGAAGCAACAGCAACAGGAGAAGGAGUUUGACAGCGGCAGCUACGAGGAUGUGAAGCGCAGAGACCCUGAAAUAGAAGUCAACCGUCCAGGAUUCCGAGCAGGCGCUGGACUGAUCACUGAAACUGACGCACACAGCACCUCUUACGACGACAUUGAUGGAGCUGUUGAGUCUCAGCCGCUGACUCAUGCGGACGCAGCCACCACUGAUGAAGUGACCUAUGAGGUGGACGACUCAACGGAGGGUUACGACGACAUUGAGGUCACCGAGACCAAAGCUGAAGUCCACCAGAGUCUCAAAGCUGGACGUGAAGGGAACGACGAUGAAGAAGAAGAAGAAGAAGAAGAAGAAGAAGAAGAAGAAGAAGCAGCGAGACGCCGGCAGGAGGAUCAAGACUAUUUAGUGUCAGGAGAAGAUGGGUGAGCGAGUAUAGAGGUAAUUGCUCCGACAUAGCUGGAUGUAAAUGAUCAUCAGCUAAUGUCAUAAGCUUGAAAAUGUGCCGCUUUCUGUGGAUUGUCUCAAAUGCUCUGCUGCGACGUAUCGACACUCCACCAGCUGCUGCUGUGUCCAUACAGAUCUUAAUAUGCUUAACUUUUUCUUACUCAAAAACUUUGAAUACAAACACAAAUUCACAAACAAUAGUAGGACUGCAGCCACAUCUGUCCUCCAGUGGCUGGGAGAAUUUCAGUUUGCCAUUUGGCAUCUUUGGAGCGACGGGCCGUUUUAUUGUAAUUUUGUUAAUUUGAUUGGAAUCAGAUGUGUUGAUGUGCAGACACCAGGCCAUGUAAUGCUUCUGGUGUGAGUCUGAUGUAAGAUAUAUGACUUCUAAUUGGAAUGUGAUGUGUAUAAUAUAUGACUUGACUUGUAUUCAGCAGAUGAUGCUAUAUUUUAUCUGUGUGCUUCAAAUUGUUUGUUUCAGUGUCUCAUUUGCACUCUUGAAGUAUGCAUCGCCAUCCGUAAGCGCUAAAGCACAUUAGCACAGCGUGCAUUUUCUGUCAUUAUAAGUCUUAUCAGGAUGUGCAACAUCAAUUUGCUUUACAUUA
Messenger RNA from Salarias fasciatus (jewelled blenny), 4508 nucleotides. Its product is annotated as scavenger receptor cysteine-rich type 1 protein M160. NCBI's taxonomy places the organism in Eukaryota, Metazoa, Chordata, Actinopteri, Blenniiformes, Blenniidae. The transcript is spliced from 19 exons. Gene Ontology annotation, cellular component: membrane. The coding region runs from base 64 to 3888 and encodes 1274 amino acids. The record is from RefSeq and is a predicted model, not a curated record.